AACAGUCACGUGCUUAUUCCAUUAAUUGAAGAAUCGGGAUUGGAUUAUUGACUCCAUUGAUAUAAAGUAAAAGAAAACGAAAUAUUACAAUCAUUUGCCUUGUGACGGGUUUCUUUUGCACACAUGAUUGUUGAUCUAUCAAAAAAAUCUCUUGGAGUAGGAAAAAUGUCCGGAGAUGACAAUAGUUUAGACGGAGCAGGAAGUGUUGCUAGUUCGAACGGCGAUCGGCCACAGGACCGAAGUAUGGAGUCUGACGCUAACGUUAGUGAAAACGGCGUUGACCACGUCAACGAUGUCUCAAUAGAAAAACUAGAGAAGCUUGAUCCUUCAGAUCGUGAACUUUACGAAAAACUCAAACUACAAGAGAAAGAAGAGAGACUCGAAAUUGAACGAGAAUUGAAAGCACAUGAAGAUGUUCUGUCACACAUGAGAAAGCACAAUGACAUAAACAGAAUUCGUGAAUUCCGUCAUUCGGAGAAAAUUAUGGACCAGGAUUUUGGACAGGAUCUGAGAGUGAAUAAAAGUGAAAGAGAAAAACUCGAACGAGAGCGCGAGGAUUAUAAAACCCUGAGAGAAAAUGUGUUGAAGGGGUAUACGUCCCCGGCAAUAAACAUUUAUAACCACCCAGCUUACUUGGCGGCCAUGUCGGCGGCGACAGCAGGGUACCCUAGGUCCCAGACCCCCGAAAGUACCACAUCCACAACCCCGCCAUUAGGUGAUGGCCCCUCACAUCAUUGGACGUUCGAAGAACAGUUCAAACAGCUCUACGAAAUCAGUGAUGAUCCGAAGAGGAAAGAAUUUCUGGACGACCUGUUCCAGUUUAUGCAGAAACGAGGUUCGCCAGUAAACCGUAUACCAAUAAUGGCAAAACAGACAUUGGAUUUGUAUGAGCUCUUCAAGCUUGUCGUGUCUAAAGGUGGUCUUGUGGAGGUGAUCAACAAGAAAUUAUGGCGGGAAAUCACAAAAGGCCUCAAUCUACCUUCAUCAAUUACAAGUGCAGCAUUUACGCUUCGGACACAGUAUAUGAAAUACCUCUACCCAUAUGAAUGCGAGAAACUUCAUCUCAGUUCUCCACAAGAGCUACAAGCGGCCAUUGACGGCAACAGACGUGAAGGCCGAAGGUCAGGGUACGGCUAUGAUCUAUCACCGGGGCCAACACUCAUACCAACAUCUCACCCACAUCCACAUUUCAACGGACUCAUCAAUGGCAAAUUCAAUGGUACCAGUUCAGAUCGAAGAUCACCUAUCACAAGUCUGAGACAAUUUUGGCAAAUGCAGGCUGCACAGCAACAAAUGUGUGAAGAAGACAGUUUACCUCCAACCCCUACACACAGAAGUCUUUCAGAACGAUAUGCGGAGCGUGACGCAAUGGCCAUGGAAGCAGCAUCAAGGGCAAUGGAAGAAGCGACGCGUAAAAUGGAGGAAGCCUCGAGAGCAGCAGCGCUUGCUGCCGAAGAGCCUCCUCGUAAAAGAUUAAUGACAGAAGACGACAGAAUAAUGCCACAUCCAGGAAUGCCCAGCACACAUCUAAAAAUAACCAGCAGAAAUGAUGGUAGAACAGAAAUUGACAAUUCUUUAGUGGUUUCCAUGGAAAUUAACGGCAUAAUGUACCAAGGCGUUUUAUUCGCUCAUCAAGCAACUCGGCGAAUGUGAAGGAUAAUCUAAAAAACAUAAUCCGGGUAAAACAGACGCUUUAAAAGUGCAUAUCACAUAGACGCUCUGGAAGCGCGUGACAUCUCGACCCUGGGAAGUCACAAACACACUCAAAGCAUGUGUUUCUGGCAUAGGCCUGAAUAGCGGUGGACUUCGAUGCACAUUGAAAAGUGCUACACUUAAGUCUCUAGGCUGGCGAAAACAAGAGAAACGCCGAAUAAUGCGGCCAUUACUGUGAAAUAGCGUGAGGGCGAACACAAAUUUGAACCCACACACAUGUAUAAAGCUGUUUUAGUGCUUUUUUGAAAAUAAAGUAUUGUGCAUUAAGUCGAUUACCAUAUACAUGUACUGGGUAAACAAAACAACCAUAAAAUGUAAACUUUAAACAUAUAUGGACAUGGUAAUUCAUAUCUGUUUUGUGUAAAUGUUGAACAUUUUAGUGUAGGAAUGGUUUAUAUACUCAAUGUUGUCCUUGUUGAAAUAUAGAAAUUAAUGCACUUCCAUAUAUAGUUGUUGACAGCAAUAACUGCCAGCAUAGGCUGAGCUCACAGUCUAAGUAUUAUUGUGAAAAGAUGAAACGCGGAAUGUGAGAACAAGAGAUUUGAUUACUUUAAAUUCUUGUCCUAAUAUUGUAUUUAAGAGUUUACCUAAUAUUGCCAUACAUUUCUAUCUCUGAACUUGAACCAUUCCUUUCUAGAAGAAUUCCGUGUCACAAAUACAAGUCACCUGACACAUAAAUGUCCACGUUUAUAAAUUUUCAAACUAAUGCCCAAAAACAUCAGUUACUUAAAAAUAAAAUGCACAUUUGAUAACAUGUCCAUAAUCUGCAUGUAUCUAAGGGGUAAACUUCAUAUUGUCACAAAUGUCUCGCUUUUAUUGCAACAAGCCAUGAACUAUUUUGAAUAUUCGAGAAUAGAAUCCCCUUUGGUGUAGGUGUAUUCUUAGCUUAGGACCUUUUCCUCAGAUAGAAAAUCAAUACAUACAAUAACUUAAGCCAGGUACAUUUGCACUAAAUUUUUAAGUCAGCUAAACUUGCCAUAUUUUCCUUUUAUACUCAUAUACUAGUAUUUCAAAUCAAAUUGCGGAUUAGUUGCGGCAGAGUGUCGUAAGAAGAAUUAAAAGCGAGCUAAGAAACGACUACGCUAUUUUGUGACAUUCGGCUUCAAACAUGCACUUUUUCUAGUCAAAGCAUGCAAAACAUUUAUUUGUUUAAGCAGUGAAAUGAAUGCAUAUCAGUUCGAUUGUUUAGCAUUUGAAGUAUUUUAUUCAUUCAAAAUUAGCAAUACAUUAAUUAGUUUAUGAAUGCAUAUUGCAUUCAAUAUGUAUGUUUUAUAUUUGUCAUUCUAUUCUUUUACACUGUCAUUUUGUACAAAUUGUAACAGUAAUGUUGAUUAUAAAUUGAAUUAUUUAAUAAAAUGUUAUAUGUCGGUA
This is a messenger RNA of Mercenaria mercenaria, 3084 nucleotides long. RefSeq names its product AT-rich interactive domain-containing protein 3C-like. Gene Ontology annotation, biological process: regulation of transcription by RNA polymerase II. The coding region runs from base 124 to 1653 and encodes 509 amino acids. Gene Ontology annotation, molecular function: DNA binding. The record is from RefSeq and is a predicted model, not a curated record. Gene Ontology annotation, cellular component: nucleus. Lineage: Eukaryota; Metazoa; Mollusca; Bivalvia; Venerida; Veneridae. The transcript is spliced from 8 exons.